CCUAUCCCCCUCCCCUCCUCUCUCUCGCUCCCCUCCGGGGAAAAUGGUGUCCAAGCUCAGCUCCCUGCAGCAGGAACUUCUCAGCGCUCUGCUCAGCUCCGGCGUGACCAAGGAGACUUUGCUCCAAGCCCUGGACGACAUGGGGCCCGCCACCAGCUUCGGGGUCAAGCUGGAGAGCCUGCCCCUGUCCCCGGGCAGCGGGGCGGAGGCGGAGGGCAAGCCCGUCUUCCACACCCUCACCAACGGCCACAGCAAGGGCAAGCUGUCCGGGGACGAGGGCUCCGAGGACGGGGACGAUUUUGACACCCCGCAGAUCCUGCGGGAGCUGCAGGCGCUCAACACGGAGGAGGCGGUGGAGCAGAGAGCCGAGGUGGAUCGGAUGAUCAGUGAGGACCCCUGGCGGGCUGCGAAAAUGAUCAAGGGUUACAUGCAACAGCACAACAUCCCCCAGAGGGAGGUGGUGGAUGUGACAGGCCUGAACCAGUCUCACCUCUCGCAGCACCUCAACAAGGGAACGCCCAUGAAAACGCAGAAGCGGGCGGCACUCUACACGUGGUACGUCCGGAAGCAGAGGGAGAUUCUCAGACAGUUCAACCAGACAGUCCAGGGUUCUGGAAAUAUGACAGACAAAAGCAGUCAGGAUCAGCUGCUGUUUCUCUUUCCAGAGUUCAAUCAGCAGAGCCAGGGCACGGGCCAACUCGACGAUGCCUGCUCUGAAACCCCCAGCAAGAAGAUGCGACGGAAUCGAUUCAAGUGGGGGCCAGCCUCACAACAAAUCUUGUACCAAGCCUACGACCGGCAAAAGAACCCUAGCAAGGAGGAAAGGGAGGCCCUAGUAGAGGAAUGUAACAGGGCGGAAUGUCUCCAGCGAGGUGUGUCCCCCUCCAAAGCACACGGGCUGGGAUCCAACCUGGUGACGGAGGUUCGCGUCUACAACUGGUUUGCCAACCGACGGAAAGAGGAGGCUUUCCGCCAGAAACUGGCCAUGGAUGCCUACAGCACGGGCCAGCCGCACAGCAUGAACCUACUGCUGCCUCACAGCUCCCCCCACCCCGCCCAGCCCAGCGCAUCGCCCCCCAGCAAAAUGCCAGGAGUCCGAUACAGCCAGCAGGGGAACAGUGAGGUCACUUCCUCUUCGACAAUCAGUCACCAUGGCAACAAUGCCAUGGUGACCACCAGCCAGUCCGUCCUACAGCAGGUUUCUCCAGCAGGGUUGGACCCGGGCCACAAUUUACUCUCCCCUGAUGGUAAAAUGAUCUCUGUUUCGGGAGGUGGGCUGCCCCCUGUAAGUACCCUGACCAAUAUCCACAGCUUGUCCCAUCACAACCCACAACAGUCCCAGAACCUCAUCAUGACCCCGCUCUCUGGCGUCAUGGCAAUCGCACAAAGUCUAAAUACUUCCCAGGCGCAGAGCGUCCCUGUUAUCAACAGUGUUGCCGGAAGUCUGGCAGCUUUACAGCCAGUCCAGUUCUCCCAGCAGCUACACAGUCCCCAUCAACAGCCUCUCAUGCAGCAGUCACCCGGCCAUCUGACACAGCAGCCUUUUAUGGCCACAGUGACUCAACUGCAGAAUUCACACAGUAAGGAUCUUGUCAGUGUAUGCACACAAGCCGGAGCCUCCCCAGUAUUCCCACACUUCCCGGUUUCCAUCGGCCAUGGUGGUCACAGAUACCAGCAGCAUCAGUACAUUAACCAAUAUGUCUUCCAAUAAACAGUGUCCCCUGCAAGCCUGGUGAUGUUCCACACCUCAUUUAUUCUGCACCUAGCAACAGGAACUUAUUUUCGACAACAUCACGCCGGUAACCAACAAAGUCUGAGGGUUGUUGCCAUAGUGACGCUCAGCCAGCUUGUCUAGUGCCAUAGCGAGAAGCCCAUUAACCUGAGAGAGAGCUGGCGUUUCAAGACGAAUAGCCACCCUUCUGUGACUUGACAGGACCGAAGUGCCUCCUUCCAGAGACUGUGCUUUUCCAUUUCCUUCACGCAGUAUUUCCAAGAGAUGUCUUGAGGAUUUUAAGUAUUUGCCUUCAAGAGGGCACUGGCUCUCGGGAGAAAAUAAGAACAAAAUGUACUACUGACUGGCAGAAGAGGAUGACGGAGAUCAAAAAUAUUUAAGUUAUAUUCCUUCCCCAAACAGACUGAUGAGACUGGGAUCUGUUACUUGGAGUUUGGAGGAAGGAAUCUCAUGUGCUGUUGAACUGAGCCAAUUAAAUUGUAUAUAUAGCUAAACUUCUCUCCUCUCCAACCCUUCCAUCUCCAUCUAUGCCUAGAGAGCUAUAUUAAAGAAGUAAAUUUUGUCCAAUGGAUGUAAACUACUGUAAUUAAGUGCAAUUUCCCCACCUGUAUAUAUUGCCAACAAUUUUCUUAUUUCUCGUUUUGUAAAGGUCAGAUCUGAAGGUUUUUCUUUUUUUUUUUCUUUUUAACAAAAUCACGAGGAAACAUCUGGGCCUAGUCGAUGGCUGUCAACCAGUGAGGACAGAUACAAGCUCACCCUUCAUGCAGGUGCCACUAAAGGCUGAUAAACUGUGCUCUGGCCAAUAGUCCAAACCAAUAUGAACUCAAAUUUAGGGAAGGACCAAGAAUGAAAUUCACGACCCAGUGGCCAACUACCCAGCGACCAUGAAACGUCCCAUCCAUCUGGCAGCUAGUGCCAAUAUGCAGAUCUAAAAAAUGUAUGUUAUUCGCUGACACGUAGACGUUUUGAGUGAGAAUGAUCAGGGGCAAGGGAAGAGGUCCUAGUGGAAUUAAAACAUGGACUUUUUUGGGAGUUUUCAGCUUACAGGUGUGGGGAGUUUUCCAAGUGUGCCUGUAGCAUUUGCGGCCAUGUAUCUGAAUGGGCUGGUAACAACACUUUUUAGUUGGAUCUUUCUACACGUCCAAAGGGGUUCGGUGAAUCCCUGAUCUUCUUUCGAGGUGGGGAGGAGAGAAGUGAAAUCCUUCCUGUCAUCCUGGGAAGUGAAAAGGGAUUUGGUGCCUCAUAUCACCUGGUUUCCUGCCCAAUAAGAUUUGUAAGUAACCCUAAGUUAUUUACAAUGAUCUGGCAUUGUAAGUAACUGCAGAGCUAUCCCUGUUGUGUCUCCCUCACAAAUAAGCAAGCCAUGCCCCUAGUACUGAUGCCACUUCCUAGCCAGUUGCUGGCUUUCCUUCCUCGGCAGGUGGACAAAAUCUCUCUAGUGCCAGAAUUUGGAGUGUUUCAUGCUGACAGCCAGACACAUAACCACUAAGGGCCUCUUUGUCAUACUCUCACUCAGACUGCGUAGAGUCUUGCACAAAUAACAGUCCUUUUGAAUGCAACAGGACUCGCCGUGUGAGGUACUUUGUAGUCCGCUGUGGAUAAAAGCAUCACAAUCUGGCCCUAACCCAGAAAUGUACGUGUUGGAAAAUGACUAUCAAGGGGCUGUGAUGGCUAUGAGUGCGUAUUUCCGUUGAUGCACUGGCACAGAUGCUGUGCCGGACGGUUCUUUACUUGUUGGCUUUUGAGGUAUUUGCGAAAGAGAUCCUGGAAGAGGAGAGAAUUAUUAAGCAAGAGGCUCAUUGGUAGCUACAGGUUGAACCCCUUUAGUCUGGCACGGUUGGGCCUGCCCGGUGUCGAACCAGAGAAUUUGCCGAACCACAGGAGGUCAAUAUUGUCGAGCAGCAUUACCGACACUUCCACUGCUUACUGGGCUUGUGGAAGACAUUUAGGGGUAAGUUAGAGCUAACAGCACAGAACAAAGACACAGGACUCGUGGCUGUAAACAAACUUUAUGGGACCACAGGAAACUUGGCCACAGCCAUGAUAAGUGGACAUCCGGCUAACUGAAAUCAUGCCGGACUAUAGAUAUUGCUGGACCAGAGAGUGCUGAAUUAGAGAGGCUCAACCUAUACCAGUUUUCUCUUCCUCCCACCCCGCUCCCAUUCCAAAUUCUAACUUUGCUUCCUUUGCAAUCAAUAACAAAAAGUUCAUGAACAUCAGAAUUAAGGCCCUAAGAAAGGCGACCAAAUGAUUACGGGUAGCCAGUAGGGGAUGCACAAAUAACUUCUUCCCUGUCCUCUACACUCCCAAAUUUGGGGGGAACUAGAACUCCUGUUUCUCCAUCCUGCCAACAACUCUAGAAUGUAAGUCAGACAGCUAACAUCUCCCCUGCCUGUAGCUGCUAUAAGACGACAAGGGAGACUGAGGCAGACACUCAACUGUUAUCAAUCGACAUUGCUCUAUUGAAGUCAGUGGAGCAACACUUGAUUUACACUAAGGCUCCAGUGUAAAAUUUUCAAAAGUGCCUCAAUCCAAUUUUCAAAGGGAUUUAAGAGCCUAUCUCCUUUCAGUGAGACUUAAGACUCCUAAAUGCCUAAAUCACUCGCAAAUGGGAAAGGCUCCUAAAUCACUUAGACACUGCUGAAUUUGUAGUGCCUUAAUUCCCAACUCUGUGAGCAAUGAAAAUGGGUAAAGCUCAGUCGUGUCUCCCCGCAAACAGAAAGAUCAAUGCUAAAUAUACAAGCAGCAGUUUCUCCUUUUGAGGCGGGGCCAUCUUUGACUCUGUACAGCGCCUAGUACAGUGGAGUCCCAGUGUUUAUUGGGAUUAGUAGGAAUUACUGGAUGACAAGUAAUAAAUCAUUAUGAACUGGAAAGCAAUCUUUGGAAUGAAAUUUAAUUUGAUGUAUAUCAUAAUUAAAUACCGGUUUUUUUUGGUUCUCUGUCAGUGUGUGAUGUAUACCGAAAACACAGGAAAUACUGUAUUAAUAGCCUCAUCUCUUCAUGGACAAGAACAAGAUGAAUUGAAAUGAUUGCCAAGUAAUUCUAGGGUAGAGGUGUCAUAAGCAUAAGGUGCGCUUAUGAGUACUUGUAAUGGCCAUUGCUGUAUUACAGACGUUGAUUCAACAGGCUAUGUGGAAAGCAGAAAGUCUUCUCGUCAAAGAAUAAAAACAAAUUGUUUGCCUCUCUCUUGAAA
Messenger RNA from Pelodiscus sinensis (Chinese soft-shelled turtle), 4925 nucleotides. It is a transcript of the gene HNF1B, whose product is annotated as HNF1 homeobox B. Gene Ontology annotation, molecular function: RNA polymerase II cis-regulatory region sequence-specific DNA binding; DNA-binding transcription factor activity, RNA polymerase II-specific. Lineage: Eukaryota; Metazoa; Chordata; Testudines; Trionychidae. The record is from RefSeq and is a predicted model, not a curated record. Gene Ontology annotation, cellular component: nucleus. Gene Ontology annotation, biological process: insulin secretion; pancreas development; positive regulation of DNA-templated transcription.